Phytophthora infestans T30-4 is the source of this 1334-nucleotide messenger RNA. RefSeq lists its product as uncharacterized. NCBI's taxonomy places the organism in Eukaryota, Oomycota, Peronosporomycetes, Peronosporales, Peronosporaceae. The record is from RefSeq and is a predicted model, not a curated record. Bases 1 to 1125 code for a protein of 374 amino acids. The transcript has 7 exons.
AUGUCGAGAAGCGACCAUGAAGACGACUGGAUUGGUGAGGUGCAGCACCGCGAGGGCUUCGUUCUGGACGAGCAGACCAUGAGCUCGUUGGAAAUCCCCGAUCGAGAAGUGACCUAUCGCCGUGCCAACGUGGAGACUCAAUUUAUGUCUUCGCGCUUCGAUUCUCAGACCGAAGACGUUUUCGCGCCACCUCCGCCAGGAAAAGUGAUGUUUACUACCAGUCCAGCCACAUUGCAGGAUUUGGAGGACGGUUCCUCAGCUGUGCUGGGCUUUGAACACAAGUCCACCGACUUUGGUCUUGGCGCUGCAUCAACAGGAGGCGAAUCGACCGAGUCGCAGGUUUUCGUACCCACCGCAGAGGUACCCGAUGCACGAGAAGUAGGUUAUCGUCAAGUGAACCCCAUGUUCGAGUCGUGCGAACCUGCCGACGUUAUCUUGCACACGCUGCACAAGGCGAUGCGAGCACAAGACGUCGAGUUCUCGUGUAGUCCCGACUGGACGAUGGACGCUUAUGCGCUGAUCACGGCCGAGGAGCUGUUCUUCAACGUUCAGCUGCAUCGCUUGGCCAUGAAGUCGACUAUCCGCGUGGACUUUAAUUUGCGCUCGGGUGACGAGCUCAAGUUCCUCGGGUUGAUGGACUCCAUUCGCAAGGAGUGCAGGUCAAUCGACAAAGACCUGAUGGGAUUGCCAGAGCUAAGGUUGGUGUCUCUUUACUACUGGUCAGCACCCGGAGAACUCUUCCCCGGAUCUCUCUCAGUGGACUCGCAGGAGCUGUCGAUGUUGCUUCUUGAAAUCAACUCGGAGUCGCCGCCGUUCACGCGGUACGAGGUGGCUAAACGCCUGAAAGAACUCUGCCAGUACGACUCCAACCGUCGCGCACUUGCUGACCUGCUCAAGGAGCAGUUCGUCACGGGCUUGCAGUCGAUGCUCAAGGAUGACAAUGAGGACAUCGUCCGGUUCGCCAUCUACACCAUUUUGAACUUUGCUGACGACAUCUCGACCCUCAACGACUUGGAGCUGCCUCGGUUGCCUGAAACACUUCGUGACAUCUUGACGCUCUCCCAGAAGGAGUCGACUAAAAAACUCGCUGGCGAUCUCUACAAAACCAUCAACGCCGUCUGCUAGGCUAGUGUAUAUUCAACUGGUGGGAAGAUUGCAGAGACAGAGACAAACAGUGAGUGGAAACGGGGUGCUUUUGGCCUCUUGACGGUUGCCGGCUAUCGUGACGUGUGAGCGAUGGUAGAGCGAGGUCGUCUUUAGUUUCAGCCUACGUUCGCGAGCUUUGGCGCUCGACGGCUAUUGUAAAAUGUUUAAUGCCACAUAAAGCCGCUAAA